Molecule: messenger RNA, 1164 nt
Organism: Babesia sp. Xinjiang
Lineage: Eukaryota; Apicomplexa; Aconoidasida; Piroplasmida; Babesiidae
Exons: 7
Coding region: 1-1164 (387 amino acids)
Biological process (GO): mRNA splicing, via spliceosome
Cellular component (GO): nucleus
Source: RefSeq, a predicted model, not a curated record
AUGGGUAACGGCGGUCGUCUUCCCGGCGGGAGACGCAAGAACGAGGGAUCUCACCCACUAAACAGCAACAAACAUGAUAGGGUGGAUUCUAGAAGACGGCAGGCUAUGGUUGCUCGUCGUGAUUCGGAAUCAGAUCGAGGUCCCGAGCGUGAAUAUCGUGAUCGAGCAUUUGAAAGAAGCCAACUGAAAGAUGAAUACUAUCGAAGGGUCAUUGAGGAACACGCACUGCUCAAAAGACAGACGGAAGAAGAAUCCCGUUACAUGGGUGGCGAUGAGGAGCACACUCAUCUUGUGAAAGGCCUGGAUUACGUACUUCUGGAGAAGGUGCGACGAAGCUUAGGGCCAAAGGUCACCACCGUGAAAGAGGUAGAGGCAGCUGCGCCAGAGGUUGGGCAUAGUGAAUUGGGUAGUUAUAUAAACAAGACGUUUCUGUACCAUACACAUAUGCACCAUCGUCAUUUUCGAGAUCGUCUGUUCAAUACCUACAGCCUGAUAUGUAAAGGAUACAAGCUGAAGCGUAACACCGUUGGUACGCAUAUUUUUUACAAGUUUGACUUGAAUAUGGAGCCAUCCGCUAACGACGUGCCAUUGACUAUUGUGUCUAAUGAGGACACAGAGGGUUCUGCAAGGUCCGUAGAUGGUGGUGAUUUGCUGGCUUAUCUGGAUCCUGAAUUGAAGAGGGAAAUUGCGGAGGCAUUUGAAUGGCACCAAGAAAACCGAAAGAAACCCAAAGAGGAGAGGCUGACCACAAGACCCAAAACGAGUAACGAUGGAGGGUCUGGCGACGAUUCCGACGACAUAUUUGCUGAUGCUGGCGAAUACAGAAGUGACGAAUUGAACACAGGGGAAGUUUCCCGACUCCACGAUAACGAGAAAUAUUUCGGCGAUUCUUCUGGUGACGACAGCGCUGAUGAAACUUAUGAUGCUGCACGCCGUCUACAGUCGUUAGGUCAGCGUGAGCGGCGGAAUGCUGCUACAGAUGGCUACGACGAAUGUUAUCCUUUGGCUGGAGAUGUUGACAGCGACGAUGAGCUGCAUAAAAACAACAAGAAGUCAAAAAGCAACAGAUCCGAGUGGCGUAAGAUAGAGAAGCUGGUUGCUGAUAAGAAUACAAUUUCCAUGGAUCAGCUGGAGAAAAUGUCAACUUUCAAAAAGAAAAGCUGA